Messenger RNA from Poecilia latipinna (sailfin molly), 1213 nucleotides. Its product is annotated as tetraspanin-8-like. NCBI's taxonomy places the organism in Eukaryota, Metazoa, Chordata, Actinopteri, Cyprinodontiformes, Poeciliidae. The transcript is spliced from 9 exons. Gene Ontology annotation, biological process: regulation of vascular endothelial growth factor signaling pathway. The coding region runs from base 380 to 1096 and encodes 238 amino acids. The record is from RefSeq and is a predicted model, not a curated record. Gene Ontology annotation, cellular component: plasma membrane.
AAUUGAACACAGUGUUUUUCUGCGUUUCCUCCUGGAACUGCUUUAAUUGCUGAUUUUAUGCUUCCUCCUUCUGCUCUUGUUCAGACUGAAGAUGUUUAUGUUUAAUCUCAUCUUCUGUAUGAUUGAAAAAUAUUCCUUAAAUUCUGCUUGAAAAACAUCUUGAGUGGAAAUGAGAUCCUAAAACUGGAGCAUUUUUAAUUCCCGUCUUGUUAAAUUUACGUAUUUGUUAAGUUUUGAUGCUUCCUCAUCCUGGUCAUUGGCAGGUUGCUGAUUUCCCCUCUGUGUCUUUGAGCUGAUCGCCUGCAGGAGCAGCAGCAUAACUUCGUCUCUGAACAGUUCAGUUCUCUUUCAACUGUCUAGUCAAAGUAAAACAGACAAAAUGGGGAAAAUUGAUGGAUGCCUGAAGGCUGUUUUCAUCUCCUUCAAUUGCUUGUUUACAUGUUUGGGAGGCAUGUUGAUCUACGGAUUACUGCAGAUCAAUCUCAGUGACUAUGAGAUGGAAGGGCUUGACGCCCCCAGCGUAUUCUGGUUCUGGGUGUUUGCCAUUAGCACUGUCCUGAUCUCCUUGCUGGGGAGCCACGCUGCACGCACCGAAAAUAAAUGUGGCCUCAAGUUUUUUGCGGUUUUGAUGGGCAUUGGAAUGGUGCUCAUGGUAAUCUGUGGAGUUCUUGUCAGUGUUUCAAAAAAUCAGGCCAUGGAAAACUUUCGAAGUCCUGAAGUUGCCAAGGAGAUCUUGAAAGACGAUGAGAAAAAAAAAAUUCUUAUAACCGUGCAAAAACAACUUCAGUGUUGUGGAUGGACUGGAGUCGAGGACUGGGGCUCAGACAUCCCUGACUCCUGUCGCUGCACACCUUCAUAUGGAUCAGAAUGUAAAUCCAUUUCACAGGGAUACAGAGGACUUUUCUCUGUCCACCCCAAGUCCUGUGGUGAAGUUGUUGGGGUUUAUGUUGAAUAUGGCAUAAAUAUUAUCCUAGGCAUCACUUUUGGAUUCGCUUUCGUUGCUAUGGUGGGAUUGAUCAUCUCCAUUAAAAUGAUCAAUCAGAUCAAUCGUCACGACAGAGCAGGAAUAGCAGAUAUGGCAAUGAGGGAUUAUUGAGAUCCACCUCCAAGUCUUGAUGGGUUUCAUGGAAUGAUGCUCAAAUAUCGUUCAGAUUCUUUCCUUUUAGUCUUUAUUUAGAAAAAAUGUUACCAAAUAAAAUGUUUUGCAAACGUU